This is a messenger RNA of Cicer arietinum (chickpea), 729 nucleotides long. The record is from RefSeq and is a predicted model, not a curated record. NCBI's taxonomy places the organism in Eukaryota, Viridiplantae, Streptophyta, Magnoliopsida, Fabales, Fabaceae.
AACCUUUCAUUAUCAUAUAUAAAUUGAGUUUAAUUUAAUCUCAUGUGGCCCUUUUAAUGACGCCAAAGAUAAGAUGAUUUUGAUUUUUGCAGGUACUUGACUCCUCCAAGUAUCACACAAGGGUGAAGACAUAAUACAACCCAUUAAUUCAAAUAAGGUACUAAUGAGAUUCUCCAAAAUUAGUAUAUUAUUAUUAUUAGCAUAAUGUAAUGUAAUUGAAUUUCCAUCAUUUUUAAUCACCUCAUAGAAUCACAAUUCUAUGAUGAAGAGUGACAUGGAUGAAAUUCCAAAGGGGUUAUGUGGGUGGAGUUGGAAGGAGAACAAAUUGUUUGAGCUGGCUUUAGCUUUAGUAGAUGAGAGGCAUCCAGAAAGAUGGGAGAUGGUUGCAGCAAUGGUUGGAGGAAAAAAGAGUGCAGGGGAUGUUGAAGAACAUUAUGUGAUACUUUUGGAGGAUUUGGAGCUUAUUGAAUCUGGUAAACUUGAUUAUAAACUUGGAGAAGAUCAUCAUACAUGUGUUCUUGUUGACCUUACUAAGUCUUUAUGCUUGUCUGAUAAUAAUAAUAAUAAUAUUAAUUGAUGCUACCAUGUGAUGUAAACCCCUUCUUUUUGUUAAUUUUGUCUUUAUUCUCUCAUUCAUGGCUUGGUUUGGUGAAUCUCUCUGUUGAACUCAGAAAAUAUGCAGCUGCAGCUUAUCACUACUCAGAUAACUUGCUGAUCUUCUGUUCUCUA